This is a messenger RNA of Prunus mume (Japanese apricot), 1005 nucleotides long. RefSeq names its product outer envelope pore-like protein. Gene Ontology annotation, molecular function: voltage-gated monoatomic anion channel activity. The record is from RefSeq and is a predicted model, not a curated record. NCBI's taxonomy places the organism in Eukaryota, Viridiplantae, Streptophyta, Magnoliopsida, Rosales, Rosaceae. Gene Ontology annotation, biological process: regulation of monoatomic anion transport.
UAAUCCUAAGAUGACGGGAGGAAGGAUUAGUAGGGUGAGUGUCUCUUCACUUUCAUUUCUCUACUCCGCCAUAUCCACAUCCAGCUAGGGUUAGGGUUUUGGAUCUCGGUGCUCAAAUGGAGACCUCUCUGAGAUACGGCGGAGACGCUAAAGCCUUAAAAAUCCAUGCGAAGGAAAAGCUACCACUCGAUUCCAAAACUCAUUUGCAGAUUCAUGGAGAGCUAGAUACUAGACUUGGAGUUCCAACAUUUGGUAGAGCUGUUGUAAGGCGCUUCUACCCAGAUUUUUCGGCAAGCCUUGGAGUUGGACUGCAGUAUGAUAGGCGCGAGAAACUACGGUACACUGUCCGAGCGAAAAAGUCCUUCCCUGUGACAACGGAUGGGCUGUUGAGCUUUAAUGUUAAAGGAAGAUGCGAUCUUGACAAAGAAUUUAAAGAGAGAAGCUCCACAGGAGCUGCUGAAUUUUCUUGGAGCAUUUUGAACUUUCAAAGGGACCAAGAUGUCAGGCUUAAACUUGGCUAUGACUUGUUGGACAAGGUUCCAUAUAUGCAGAUCAGGGAAAACAAUUGGACCCUCAAUGCUGAUGGUAACGGUAAAUGGAAUGUGAGGUACAGGUGCACUGAUAGGCUAGCUCAGAUGGCAAUGGCAAUGGCAAUUACUGGGUUAAAUUUGGUUAUUGAGUUGACAAAAGAAUUAGACGACAAUGGGCUGCUUGGAUAAGUUGUGGAGAUGGAUAUGGAGACUGGACGUGCCAGGUAAGAUUUUAUUUGGAGAUGAUGUUAAAAAAAGAAGAGGGAUUGGGGUGGAAACUGUGUAUGAUGCGUGCCUUGAGCAUGAGGAUUUUGGUUUUGCUUGUUCUGCACAAGCAAGCACAACUAGAUAUUUCGCUGGUGUAAAGGGAGUACGCAUAAUCAACUUGCUUUGGCUUUUAAACUUGGGAGAUCCUAUAAUCACUCGUAAAUAUUGUCAAUUUAAUUUUUUGACAUUUGAAGAUUUUGUUUUGCAU